Molecule: messenger RNA, 1638 nt
Organism: Knipowitschia caucasica
Lineage: Eukaryota; Metazoa; Chordata; Actinopteri; Gobiiformes; Gobiidae
Source: the annotation of a GenBank genome assembly
AUGGCCCAGAUGAGGAUAACGGUAUUUAGUGUGCGCCACGUGGAUCAGAGGUCCACACACAUCUGGCCGUCUCCACUGCACGCAGACAUGCUGACCACACUGCGCAGCCGGAGCCACAGCCUCUUCCACAGCUACCGGGUAGGCAGCGGGGGCUACGGCGGGGCAGCCCAGGACGGGAUAGAGAACCUGAUCCACUUCAACACCUGCCUCAAGCCAUGGAGCUCCCUACAGGAGGUGAGUCGGGACAUCUAUGACAUCUACGCAGAGUACGAACAUGAGGAAGACGAGGAGCGCUUCCCUGUGUCCCCCACCAAACACUUCAGCCUCAACAUCAACGUGGGCGGGACGGUGUACAGACUGCCCUACCAGCUGGCGGCACGUUACCCAAAGAGCCGCAUCGGGCGCCUUGCCACAUGCGCCGACCACAGCCUGCGCCUGGAGCUGUGUGAUGACUACAUCGUCCACAGCAAAGAGUUCUUCUUCGACCGGGACCCCUCAGUGUUCCACCACAUCUUCACCUUCUACCGGACGGGCGUGCUCUGGAUCAAAGAUGAGCUGUGUCCACGCAGCUUCCUGGAGGAGGUCAACUACUGGGGCGUGCGCAUCCGCAACACCCAGCGCUGCUGCCGCAUCUCGUUUGAGGAGCGCCAAGACGAACUCAACGAACAGCUGCGCAUCCAGAGGCUACUGCUGGACGAGGUGGCAGUGGAGGAGAAGGAGGACCUGUUCUGUGACAUGUGCUGUGGGCAGAUCCGCUGUGCCAUGUGGAACUUGAUGGAGAAACCCUUCUCUUCAGUACCAGCCAAAGUCAUGGCGGUGGCCUCUUCCAUGUUUGUGCUCAUCUCACUGGUCGCCAUGACGCUGAACACUGUGGAGGACCUGCACUUCCAGACCGCCUCAGGCCAGCUGAAUGGCCGCUUUUACGGGGAGAGCGUGGAGACCUUCUGCAUCACCUUCUUCACACUGGAGUAUGUGAUGCGCCUGUUGUCCACUCCUGACCUGUGCGCUUUUGGCCGCAGUGUCCUCAACACGGUGGACCUGAUCGCCAUCCUGCCACACUACCUGCAGAUGGGCCUGGAGCGAUUCGAGUACGAGGACCUCCACCUGGACUCAGAGGACAUCGAGACAGUGGGACGUGUGGGAAAGGUGGGCCAGGUGCUGCGGAUCAUGCGUCUCAUGAGGAUCUUCAGGAUCCUGAAGCUGGCCAGACACUCCACCGGCCUGAGGGCGUUUGGCUUCACGCUGCGCCAGUGCUACCAACAGGUGGGCUGUCUGCUGCUGUUCAUCGCAAUGGGGAUCUUUAUGUUUUCAGCCAUGGUCUACACAGUGGAACGUGACGUCUCUGACACAAACUUCACGUCCAUGCCCCACGCCUGGUGGUGGGCUGCGGCCAGCAUCUCCACUGUGGGCUAUGGGGACAUGUUCCCGGAGACGAAUCUGGGCAGAGUGUUUGCGUUCGGCUGCAUCUCCUUUGGCAUCAUCCUGAACGGCAUGCCUAUCUCCAUCCUCUACAACAAGUUCUCCGACUACUACACCAAGCUCAAGUCCAACGAGUACACGGCCAUCAGCAAGGCCCGCGGCAAAGUGCACUUCUCCCGCCGGGCGCUAAGGAGGCUGGCACGCCCUCGUAAAUACUGA